This is a messenger RNA of Dalotia coriaria, 2467 nucleotides long. RefSeq names its product probable cation-transporting ATPase 13A4. The record is from RefSeq and is a predicted model, not a curated record. Gene Ontology annotation, molecular function: ATP hydrolysis activity; P-type transmembrane transporter activity; ATP binding. The transcript is spliced from 3 exons. NCBI's taxonomy places the organism in Eukaryota, Metazoa, Arthropoda, Insecta, Coleoptera, Staphylinidae. The coding region runs from base 137 to 2431 and encodes 764 amino acids. Gene Ontology annotation, biological process: transmembrane transport. Gene Ontology annotation, cellular component: membrane.
CUCCUCAGGAUACCAAGAUAUUUUAGUAGAAUCAUGUUCAACAGAAUUGGUCCCAGGAGAUUUGGUCCAACUCAAAGAAGGAUAUGUUUACUGUGAUGCCAUUUUGUUAUCAGGGACUUGUCUGGUUGAUGAAUCAAUGCUCACUGGUGAAUCCAUUCAAGUCCUUAAAACUCCUAUUCCUAAUAAUAGCAAUCUCUAUAACCUGGAAGACUCAGCCCCACAUAUCCUCUUUGCUGGUACCCGCAUAGUCCAAGUCAACUCAGACCUCAAAGCCUUAGUAACCAACACAGGUUUCCUCACCUCUAAAGGUUCCUUGAUCAGAUCCAUCAUGUAUCCACCUCCUAUGGACUAUGCUUUUGACAGGGACUGUACCAAAUUCUGUGUUUUGAUGUUUUUGAUCGGAGUGGGAUGUGCUAUACAUAUUGCAAUCAAAAAAUCAGAACGUGGUAUACCCUUAGGAGAUUUAGUGAUCAAAACCUUGGAUUCCAUCACUAUUUUACUACCAGCUGCUUUACCAGCCACUUUGACCAUUGGAAAACUCUACGCUUUGAAGAACUUAAAAAAGAAGGAUAUAUUCUGUACAAAUUCUAAGGUUCUGACAUGUUGUGGGUCCAUAGACGUGGUAUGUCUGGAUAAAACUGGAACCAUUACAGAGGAUAACCUAGAUUUUAUUGGAGUUGUCCCUAAAGGUCAGAAAACUAUUCAGGGACAAGAUUUUGAAGAGGUGGUUGAACGUGGUAUGGCAGUCUGUCAUAACCUAGCAACCUAUGAGGGUACCCUUCAAGGUGACCAUCUUGAAGUUCAAAUGUUCAAAGCAGCUGGAGGAAAAAUCUUAGAAGGUGAUCAACAGGUAUCCCUGAAAAAUGGUCAUAUUCUAAAACUCCUAGAAAGAUACCAGUUCUCUAGUAACCUUAGAAGAAUGAGUGUAAUUGUACAAAAUGGGUCAUCACCAGACUAUGAGAUAUUCUGUAAAGGGUCACCUGAAAUCAUAAAACCACUUUGUAAAAACUCCUCGGAGAUAUCCGAUGAAGAUCUUCAGAGUUUAACCAAACAGGGUUAUAGGGUAAUAUCAUUGGCAACUAGGAAAUUCUCAGGGAUACCUCAAUCCCACCUGGAGACACUUACCAGAGAAGAAAUAGAAACAGACCUUGAAUAUUUAGGUUACUUGGUGUUUGAAAACAAACUGAAACCUGGUAGUAAAAAUAUCAUCCAGGAAUUGAAACAUGGUAACCUAGCUAUCAAGAUGAUUACAGGUGAUAAUAUAGAAACAGCUAUAUCUGUAGCUAAGGAAUGUGGUAUCAUACCUGAACAUGAAAGUGUUAAGGUUUUGACCAGUUUACCCAGCACAGCAUCUUCAGAAAGUUUGAAGACCAUGUUGAAGAGUGUGGAUCAUCUUGCUGUGACAGGCACAGUAUGGUCCCAGUUGAUGACCAUUAUGGCCAAGGAUGAAGGGUUGUUGAAGAGCACCCUUCCAAAGAUACAGGUUUUUGCUAGGAUGGCUUCCAAUCAGAAACAACAGGUUGUAGAGCAGUUUCAGGGACUUGGGAUGAAUGUCUGUAUGUGUGGGGAUGGUGCAAAUGACUGCAGUGCCCUGAAAACAGCAAAUGUGGGCAUAUCCCUAACAGAAAGUGAAUCUUCAAUGGCUGCCCACUUGACCUCCAGAGUCCAGAACAUCUCAGCUGUGUUGGAUAUAGUCAGGGAAGGUCGUUCUGCUUUGGUGACAACCAUAACCAUGGUCAAGAUUAUCCUCACAACCAAUAUAGUCCAAUACAUUGGAUUACUACUCCUUUAUGAAUUGGAUGCUAGUUUUGCAGAUCUACAAUUCCUUUAUCUUGACCUGCAUAUGUUGAUCUAUGGGUUCUUUAUUGGUUAUGUAGAUGCCUACUCAGGACCACUAAGUCCCAAAGCACCUACCAAGUCCUUAGUCUCCCUAAAACCUAAUUUAUCCAUAAUAGGUCAACUCAUCCCAACUCUUUCCUUCCAAUUUCUGAUUUUAUGGAUGUUAAGGUCCCAGAAUUGGUUUAAACCCUACCAGCAUGACACAGAAGUGGGCAAUGACUUCAUGUCCUAUGAAAAUUACGUGGUUUUCACUUUGGGUUUAUUCCAAUACACAUCCAUGGCAGUAAUCUACUCAAGAGGUAAACCAUACCGGAAACCCAUGUGGACCAACGUGACCUUGAUGACCUGUAUAGUAAUCUACCUCUGUAUUGAUUUAAUCAUAACUCUGGGAGAUAUCCAAUGGUUAAAUGGUCUUUUCGAAUUAAUGGUACCCUUGGAUACAGAAUUCAGAUGGAUGAUAAUAGGCAUAGCAACAGCUCACUUUAUCACCUCUUUGAUUAUAGAAGAAGUAUUCAUAGAAGGACUCAUAUCAAGGUUUAUCCUUGACAGAGGUCAAACAUGUCAAAACGUAAAACAAAUAACUGAAGCAUAAACCCUGUAUAUUUAAAAAUAAAUAUUAUUUUGGUAA